Neogale vison (American mink) is the source of this 4821-nucleotide messenger RNA. RefSeq names its product phosphatase and actin regulator 1 (gene PHACTR1). Bases 320 to 2269 code for a protein of 649 amino acids. The transcript is spliced from 16 exons. Lineage: Eukaryota; Metazoa; Chordata; Mammalia; Carnivora; Mustelidae. Gene Ontology annotation, biological process: stress fiber assembly; cell motility. The record is from RefSeq and is a predicted model, not a curated record. Gene Ontology annotation, molecular function: actin binding.
CUAAUGUGUUCUAAAGAGCAGCUCCACUCAGAUCUCCUCUUAGGGGUUGCAUUUCAUCAUAAUAUAAAAUGGGCCAAUCCAUCACUUGCCUCUGCUCAGUGCUCUCGAAUUGAGAUUGAAGGGAAAAUUAGAAGCUGUUCAUUUGGGCUCCCGUGCUCAACAGCAUCGCACAGCGUCAUCAGGAGCUCUGGGUGUCCUGCUGCAAGAGGCCAACAAGUGCAGUGGAGGAUACAAAGAGGCUGAGACUGGCGUCACCUUCUGUUGCUAAGGCACACAAGUGACUAUUUUGUCUUGAAACUCUGCUUUGAGAACAUCAAGGAUGGAUUAUCCCAAAAUGGAUUAUUUUCUGGAUGUCGAGUCUGCUCAUAGACUCUUGGAUGUUGAGUCAGCUCAAAGAUUCUUCUACAGUCAAGGAGCUCAAGCUCGCCGGGCGACCCUGCUCCUGCCUCCCACAUUAAUGGCGGCAUCUUCGGAGGAUGAUAUAGACCGGCGGCCCAUCAGAAGAGUCCGCUCCAAGAGCGACACGCCGUACCUCGCCGAAGCCAGGAUCUCCUUCAACCUAGGGGCAGCUGAGGAAGUGGAGAGGCUGGCGGCCAUGCGUUCCGACUCCCUUGUCCCAGGCACACACACCCCUCCCAUCCGGAGGAGAAGUAAGUUCGCCAACCUGGGAAGGAUCUUCAAGCCUUGGAAGUGGAGAAAGAAGAAAAGCGAGAAGUUCAAGCACACAUCCGCAGCCCUGGAAAGGAAAAUAUCAAUGAGGCAAAGCAGAGAGGAGCUGAUAAAACGAGGGGUCCUGAAGGAAAUCUAUGAUAAAGACGGGGAGCUCUCCAUAUCGAACGAAGAUGAUUCGCUGGAAAACGGACAGUCCCUGAGCUCCAGCCAACUGUCUCUGCCAGCCCUCUCCGAAAUGGAGCCGGUCCCCAUGCCCAGGGACCCCUGCUCAUACGAGGUGCUCCAGCCUUCAGACAUCAUGGAUGGGACAGUGUCUGAAGAGAGUCCCUCUGCCAGUGAGUCUGGAGUCCUCCUGUCCCAAGAUCCUUCAGCCAAACCAGUCCUGCUACUGCCCCCCAAAAAACCUGCUGCUUUCUCUGGAGACCAUGAGGAGACCCCAGUGAAGCAGCUGUCCCUUCUCAAGCAACCCCCCGCCCUGCCUCCCAAACCCACUGCCAGGAUUGCCAACCACUUAACAGAUCCUGGCGCCCCUGUGAAAUUGCCUUGUCUGCCAGUGAAACUGUCACCGCCGCUACCUCCAAAGAAAGUCAUGAUCUGCAUGCCUGUCGGGGGGCCAGACCUCUCCCUGGCGUCCUAUGCCGCCCAGAAGAGCGGCCAGCAGAGUGGGGCCCAGCACCACCACACGGUCCUGCCAUCCCAGAUCCAACACCAGCUGCAGUAUGGCAGUCUCGGCCCGCACCUCCCCUCCACCACCGGCUCCCUCCCCAUGCACCCCUCCGGCUGCAGGAUGAUCGAGGAGCUGAACAAAACGCUGGCCAUGACCAUGCAGAGGCUGGAAAGCUCUGAGCAGCGGGUCCCCUGUUCCACUUCUUACCACAGCUCUGGUUUGCAUUCGGGUGACGGUGUCUCCAAGGCGGGACCUCUGGGCCUUCCGGAGAUAAGACAAGUGCCAACUGUUGUGAUUGAAUGUGAUGACAAUAAAGAAAAUGUGCCUCAUGAAUCAGACUACGAAGACUCUUCUUGCCUGUACACGAGAGAAGAGGAGGAGGAGGAGGAGGACGAGGACGACGACAGCUCGCUGUACACCACCUCCCUGGCCAUGAAGGUGUGCAGGAAGGACUCCUUAGCCAUCAAACUCAGCAACAGGCCCUCCAAGCGGGAGCUCGAAGAAAAGAACAUCCUUCCCAGGCAGACGGACGAGGAGAGGCUGGAGCUGAGACAGCAGAUCGGCACCAAGCUCACCAGGCGGCUGAGCCAGAGGCCAACAGCAGAGGAAUUGGAGCAGAGGAACAUUCUAAAACCUCGGAAUGAACAGGAGGAACAAGAGGAGAAGAGAGAGAUCAAGAGGAGGUUAACUCGAAAGCUCAGCCAAAGACCCACAGUGGAAGAACUUCGAGAAAGAAAGAUCCUCAUCCGUUUCAGCGACUACGUGGAGGUGGCAGACGCUCAGGACUACGACCGCAGGGCCGACAAGCCGUGGACCCGCCUCACCGCCGCCGACAAAGCUGCCAUUCGAAAGGAGCUCAAUGAAUUUAAAAGCACUGAAAUGGAAGUUCAUGAAUUGAGUAGACAUUUAACAAGGUUUCACCGACCUUAACAGUCAAAUUCCUCCUGAGUGCUAUGCUGUCUUCAAAACAUAAAUUUAUAAGAACCAUAAGUGCUGGUAUUUAUUCACUUCCCCAUUAUGAUGUAAAUCUUCUGAACUGCCUUUUUUUAAAAAAGAAGAAGAAAAAUAAAAGGAAACGUGAUCAGGAUUCUCUUUGCGAAAACGCGAUGGUCACCGCUUGGCGGUCAGAGCCACUGGCGCGACUGCGGAUACCGAGGGCCCCAACGGGCCAGACGGAAGACGGUCUCUCCAACCGGGCCCGGCGGGCCAGCCUCCUUGAGGCUCGUUUAGGCCCCAGCGAACCUCAUCCCCUGGAGUGUGUGUCACCUGGGUCCAAAGAAAGCCAAGGCAGUGGGCUUGGCCUGCAACGGACUGUGCAAAGCAAACGGUCAGGUGGACCUUCUAGACUUGGCCAGAUACACUGGCUCUAGGCGUGGCGUCCGGCUUGGGGGCCACUGCGGGGGAGCACUAGCCUCGGCCCCCGUCCCUUCUCUCUCUUCAGCCAUCAUCCAGACAGUGAACAAAAAGGAAGAUGCUUUUCUGGGGGAGUCUGUGGUUGACCGUCGGUCCCCAGAGUGUGUGUGCCCCAGGUUGUGGAAGGCCGCCACGGAGCGCCUAGCCUGUCCCCGCAGACUAAGCUGAGCUGCCUUCCAGGGAGCUCUGGUUUAGAAGGGGAAAGCGGUCAUCUGCUCAGUUCAAGUGAACUAACCCAUCAGUGUCAAAAAAGCCCCAUGUCGUGGGUGAUCUGACGCACACGGCCACCGCUGUGGUGCUCCUAUGGUACUCGUGCGUCCGAGGGUAAGGACCCUGUUGAGGACAGAAAGGCUGGGGUACGAGACUGCUUGGCUGGUGUUCCUCAUAUUCUCUGUGCACCCUGGGGCCGGGGACUGUGUGGCCUGGACGUAGAUGAAGAGCCUCCGAGUCUAGGACCCGUGCAUGCCAGCCAGAGCCCCGGCUUGCAGGACUGGCGUCUGGCCACAGAUGGAUGGGUCCUCCAGAACCAUUCGAUGGCCUUCUAGUCUCCUUUCUUUGCACUGACGAGUUUCUGCAGAAGAGCUUCAGGGUUUGGCAUAUGGCAGAACCGCGCCAACACCAGCCACGCCUGCCCACGCUGUACCUUCCCGCUCCGCUCUGGAGAGACCCCUUCCUCUCCCUCAUGGUGCUGGUAAGGCUGAUUGGAGGUGUAGCUCUCCCUGUCCCAUGCGCUUGGGACCACAGAAGGCAGUGCUCUUUUGACAGAGGGACACUGAAGAUAGGAUGUGCAGUGAGGAAGGACAGCCCCCAAACCCCAACAACUAUCUUCACGAGGCCUGUUGCAGCUUCUUCUGUUUUCCUUCCUGACAGACCUUGUAGGGCCCUCGGCCCCACAGCUCUGCCUGGCCUUCUGGAGUGGUCUCCCAGUUACCGCCAUUUCUCCAGGUAAUGGCUCGCUCCCCUCCACAUAUGCCCAAAAGUUAGUUACCAGAUUGGCCUUCACAAAAAAGGAGUUACCCAGUUCCCACCCUCAAAACGUGUGGGAAGCGUUACUCUGGGGACCCACACCCCUCCGGGAGGCCAUUCAUUUCGCUUCCGGCAGGCAUUCACGGCUCCAACAGCCGGCAUGGAGCCAGGAGCUGGGCCUAUUUCGGGGGGGGAGCUCAGGGCAGUUCUUGAGGCGGUGCCCACUGUCCACUUGCCUCGUAGCACCUGGAGUGAGCACGCCACUGCCCUGCCCCACGAGGGGCACCAUCACUAGAUGCUUUUCUCUUUGAAUGUUGAGUCUGAAUAGUUAACUGCCGUGGGAAGGUGUCGUUCAGGGAAAACACGGUCGGGAUUUUAGUGUGGCUGUAAACACAGCCUUCCCGAAAGGCUUACUGACGAUUGAAUGUGCAAAUGGUAUGACGAAAGAUGUCGGGCUCUUUCGUUUGACUUCUUGAUAGCAGGCAUUGUUCCAGGCAGAAGUGCCUGCCUUGCUAGGAUUCGAGUCCGAGCUUCCUGUAACUCCCAGCUGGCCUCGUGCGGCUCCCAGGGCCCUGGUGUGCUGGUCAGGCCUUCGCCGGGCCCAGGAGCGAGUCCUAAGGGAACUCCUUGCCCGGACUCCUCCUUUGAAGGCCAGCGGCUUCUCUGCUGGCUUCCAUUCUUGGGCCUCUGAGGCCCAAGGAACGUGACGCCCAAAUCGAUUCCCCUGCGGCCAGCCAGCAGCCCAGGUAUCCUGCCCAAAGUGCCCUCCUGUUGCAGUCCACGUUGAGCACGGAAGACAGGGAACACAAUUUCCACUUCCAUUCCUGCAGAGCACCCUCUUUGAAAAGUCAGUUGCAGGAAUUAGGGGUGAACCUUCCACACCCCUGAGAUCUCGCCCGCCACCAUCAAAGUGGGCUACUUCCAAGCCCAGUUUAGGGGGCUUGGCCACCUCAGUGGGCCACAGGAUGGGGCAUCUGCUGUCUCUUUCCUGCCGUGAAAUCUUGAGGUCUUUACAGAAAUCUAUCCAAAUUUCUCUUCUGCCGUAGUGUUAGGACAACUGGAAGAUAUUACAAAAAAAAAAAAAAAAAAAAAGGUGAGAUAGG